CUGGCUCUAAGUUACGUUUUGGUCGACCAAAUGAUAAAUCUACAAUUUAUAAUCGAUUUGUACAUCAAAAUUUCAUAAAUAUGUAAACUAAUUCCUCUGCACCGCUUAUAAUACAAGUUAUCCCUAACUCCCGAUGAAAUGUCUGAUGUGGAGCAAGAAGCCUCUGGAUACGUGGAUAAUGAGCAAAAUGAAGGACAAGAAGCCGCUGAAGAUCUUGAGGGCGAAGACGACGAACAGUACGUUGAAAAGGAGGACGAGUUCGAGGUGGAGGAGAAGGAUCCCUUUGAGCUCCUCAAUGAGAGCGAUGAGGACGAUGAAGAGCAACAGGCAAUGUACAAGGAGUAUCAGGCGGUGGUCAACGCUAUUGAUGCCCAGAACAGGAUUAUAAAAGAGCUCAAGGCAAAAUCCAAUCGACUGCUGUUCAAGAAGUGCAAGACUUAUAGAGACAAGCAGGAAUACAAACAACUUAGGGUCUGCCAGGAGCAUGAGGAGAUCCACUUAAAGGUCCUCGUGAAUAGAGCCAUGCACCUCCAAAACUUCGGUUCACCUAGGCGCUACAGAGAUAUAGAAAUGGAAGUCACAGAAGACGAGCAUGGCUACUUCUAUACAGAACUACAAUCAACCUUCUCAGGAUUUUGUCCCACAAAUUCGGCUGACGAAUAUGAGUCGGAUUCUGAAUCGGAUAAUGGGCUAUGUUGUACCUAGUCCAAAGUUUUUCGGUUUUUCGGCAUAUUGACAGCGAAAAGUUAUGAAAAUAAUUAAAUAAGUGUGGCAUUUCCGCCACAUCACUCUGGACACCACAUAUCUACGACACUGCACUCAAAAAGGGGAAAGGCUGGAGGGAAUUUCUUGGUGGUAGUAUGUAUGUGUCGUCUAAGUGCGAGUCUCACCGUUUGUCCUCAACACCAGGCCCACUUUAAUGCUUACGGAGAGGAAAGGUUCAUUCAGUUUCGGCCAAGUUUAUUAACCAAGCACGUGUGAACCAAAAAUACCGAAACGUACAAAAAUUUGUGUUGUCUUCUAUGCUGUCGCUUUGCUCUUACAAUAAAACUCGAAACAGGAAAUUUGCCCAACAGAGCGUGGAUAAAAAAGGUAUUUUAUGAUCUAAUCAGGGAUAUUUCAUCGCGUAAAAAACAACGUCAGACGGACGUGAAACAGCCGCCGAAGCCCAACUCCCAUUGCUGCCAACUGCUGUAGGAUGAAUAACAACAACGGACAACAACCAUACGAUGAACAACAAACAACUGCAGCAGCAACAACUUGGAACACAACAACGGCCACACGGAUAACACCAACACACAGGAUAGGAUAUGGCGAACAGAACCAUAUGUUAAUACAAUUUAAUUAACUUUGAGAACACCAGUACACAUACGAACAGCAACAGAUAUUAAUACUAUUUGCCACACUCAUAACUCCAAUCCAUAAUCCAAGUUAACUUGCAUUGUAAUAUACAUAAAUAUAUAUAUAUGAUUUAGGCAACAAAUUUUUUUCGAAAAAAUCAAAAGAAAAGCACACAGACAGGCAACUUACGAAUUCUGUCGUUUAUUUUUAGUUACUUUUUUUGAAUUAUCGAUGUUUGUGUUGCCGCCGUAUAAUAAAAUGUUAAAACUAAAACCUAAAGCUGAAGCUAAAGCUUAAACAUAUUAAAUAUAAUCAAUCGUAGACACCUAAAGAAGCCCAUAAUAAUUAUGCAAUUUAAAACUUGCUGCUACAAAUAUUUCUCUUGUUUAAUUAUGUAUACGCAUACAUUUUUUUGUAAUAUUUUAAAGUUUAAUAGCAAAAUGCAAACCACACAAACCAACAAGAAACCACACAGAAAAGCUUUUUAUAAAUAUAUCUAAAUAUAUAUUUAAAUAUAUAUAUUAAAUAGUUUAAAGUAUGAAACACUUAAAAUCCUAGCGAAGAAACAACAGAGGAAAACGGGAAAAACAAAAAAUAUCUCCAAUUAUUAAUGGUAAACGAAGUGAAUCGAAACAACUUUUUAAUGCAAUUUUUGUAAUUUUCUAAACCGAAAGCAAAUGUGUAGGGAUUUAUUAACAACAAAAAACCAAUGAGGAAUGAUACACUAACGUUUCUGAAAAGCUUUGGAGACUUUCCUUUACGAACAGUUAUUUUCUUUGCCCUGGAACACAUCCAAUAUAUGUAUGUAUGUAUGUUUAGCAAUUACUCCCGAUUGAUUUGCUUCUUUGUGUACUUUUGUAUAACUGCAUUCUGUAUUGUAAUAUUUAAGCUAUUAUUAUUAUGAUAAUUAUUAUUAUUAAAUAUAUAAGUUAUAUAUGCAAUCAAGCGAUGAUUGGUUCAUUUUUUGUAUGUAUGUAUGAGGCAUAUUCCUAGUUUCCCCUGUGAAAAUUUGUGCAACACACACGAAAUCUCGACCACAGUUAGAGCACGCAACCAUUUGUUUUAUCCUCCUUACAGACUUAUGCGAAUAUCCAAAACAAAAUCAAACAGACGCAUUUUUUUUUAUAAUAUAUACAUGCAUGUAUAUAAAUAUAAAAAUUACAAUUACGAGAGUUAAAAAUGUCGAUUGAUGGAGUGUACGUUUAGCUUGACUCAGAAAUAAAACGAAAAAUAUGAAAACUAA
Molecule: messenger RNA, 2584 nt
Organism: Drosophila sechellia
Lineage: Eukaryota; Metazoa; Arthropoda; Insecta; Diptera; Drosophilidae
Exons: 3
Coding region: 139-705 (188 amino acids)
Source: RefSeq, a predicted model, not a curated record